Molecule: messenger RNA, 1901 nt
Organism: Aricia agestis (brown argus)
Lineage: Eukaryota; Metazoa; Arthropoda; Insecta; Lepidoptera; Lycaenidae
Gene: AsnS
Product: asparagine synthetase [glutamine-hydrolyzing]
Exons: 2
Coding region: 148-1836 (562 amino acids)
Cellular component (GO): cytosol
Molecular function (GO): asparagine synthase (glutamine-hydrolyzing) activity
Source: RefSeq, a predicted model, not a curated record
GCGGCGCGGCGAAUCCACCAAUAAAAUUUUGUUCGAAAUUUAAACGAAAUAUAAAUAGCCGAAAAUAUAAUUUUCGUAUUCAUUUAAAUUCAAGAUUUAUCGUUUAGGUACCUUGCACUUGCAUUUGAUAAAACAAUAAGGUGAACCAUGUGUGGUAUUUGGGCACUUUUCGGCAUCAAUGGAGAUGCAAAUACUGCAUGUUUUGAUUGUUUCUUCAAAAUUAAACACCGAGGACCAGAUGCCUGGAGAAUUGAGAGAGAUGCCAGAGAACCAAUGGCAACUUUGGGAUUCCACAGGCUGACAAUCGUUGAUACUUUACAUGGUAUGCAGCCGAUGAAAAUACACCAGUAUCCUCGGGUAACACUUAUCUGUAACGGUGAAAUAUACAACUGUAAGCGCUUACGUGAACAAUAUAACUUCUGUUAUGAAACCAGAUGUGACGUAGAAGCCGUUAUUCACUGUUACAAACACUUUAGCAUAGCUGAAGCGGUAAAAAAACUAGAUGGAGUGUUUGCUUUCUGCUUGGUUGACGGGGAAGCUAAAAAAAUAUAUCUCGCUAGGGAUCCCUAUGGAGUGAGGCCCCUGUUUAAGCUUCAAGAUGCAGAAAAUGGUGUUCUGGGGAUUUGUUCUGAAGCUAAAGGCCUGGUGGGUGUAAAACCGAAGUUGGGCCCGAAUGCCACCCUGGCCCAAUUUCCACCUGGCCAUAUUGAAGUAUGGGAUAUUCUAGAAAGUGGUAAGGUAAAACUUAACCGAACAGAACAAUACUUCAAACCAGGAUACCCACCCAGUUUCAAACCCUUUGUGUCUGAAGAUGAAUUAAAAGAUCUAGAUGUGUACCAAAAAACUGCCUAUUUGCUGGAAGCAGCCUGCAAAAAGAGAUUGAUGUCUGAUAGAAGAAUUGGUUGUCUUUUGAGUGGCGGAUUAGACUCAUCAUUAGUGACUGCCUUAGUUGUUAAAUUGGCUAAGCAACAGCAAAUUUCUUACAAGAUACAAACCUUUGCUAUUGGUAUGGGAGACUCUCCAGAUUUGGCUGCAGCUAGAAUAGUCGCCGACCAUCUCGGAACAGAACAUCACGAGAUUAAAUUUGACGAAAAUGAUGUUAAGGCUGCCUUAGACGAUGUAAUCUAUCAUUUGGAAUCGUUUGAUAUCACAACAAUAAGAGCAAGUUUGCCCAUGUACCUCCUCUCUAAGUACAUAAAGGAAAAGACUGAUACAACUGUAAUAUUCAGUGGAGAAGGGGCAGAUGAGUUAGCUCAGGGCUACAUUUACUUCAGAGAUGCUCCAUCUGAAGCUGCAGGACACGAGGAGAGUAUACGCUUGCUCUCAGACAUAUAUUUGUAUGAUGGACUGAGAGCUGACAGAACAACCAGUGCCCAGAGCUUAGAACCUCGAGUGCCUUUCUUGGACAUUCAAUUCACCAACCACUACCUCAAUGUAGACGCAAAAUUAAAAACCCCCCAAAAUGGUGUGGAAAAACACUUAUUAAGGCAAAGUUUCGCAAACAGCGGGCUACUACCAGACUCUAUAUUAUGGAGACACAAAGAAGCAUUCAGUGAUGGUGUGGCGUCAGUGAAAAAGUCGCUAUUUACUACAAUCGACGAGAUCAUCAGAGAAAGAUUCUCCAAACAUGAUGAGGAGUACCCUGGAACACAACCAACCACCGUGGAAUCAAAGUACUAUCGCCAUGUGUUUGAAAAGUCUUUUCCUGGACAAUAUAAUUUCACGCCAUACUAUUGGAUGCCAAAAUGGGUCCAAGUGUCAGAUCCAUCUGCAAGAUUUAUUAAACACUAUGCUGCAAAAGAAAAAUUGAACUAUAUUCAAGAAUACAAAAUAUAAUAUUUUUAAAUCAUUUUGAAAAAUGGUCCAUAACUCUUAUUUAACCUUGAGAUUAUUAUACAAAA